UGUGAAGUCGAAGCGGAAGUACUCCAUGUUUACGGAAGACAGGUCAAAGAAUUCACCAAUGGAUUCAACCUACUCGAUAAACCCGUUGCUACAUUAAGAUUUUUAACUAUUUGUUAUUUGAACGUUGUUUAUAGUCUAGGUUUCUUGUUGUACGUAGUUACAUUUUUCGUCAUGUGGGAUCAUGAAAUCAGAGCCAUGGCGUCCGCUCACGCCAUCAUCGCCGCGUCGGUGUUCAUGGCCACAGUGUUACCUGCGGCGGCGGUGCAGGGCUUCUCGGUGUACGGGACUCACCUUCUGUGGCUUUACUCGGUGUCCGGAGCUGUCACCGCCGUCAGUGUCGCCGUCUUCUGGCUGCUCGGCAUCACACCGCCCACCAAGAAGCACACAGUGGGAUACAAGCUCUCAAGGUUGUUUCGUUCCUGUCUGUACUUCUUCCUGUCAUGCCUGUUCUUCCACACAGUGGUGGUUCUCUAUGGAGCUCCGCUGAUUGAGUCUGCCUUGGAGACCUUCUCCCUCUCUGUGCUGCUGACCUCUCUCACCACUCUGAGGUGUCUCUGUGUUCUCGGCCCCAAUGUCCAGGCCUGGAUACGAGUGUUCAGCCGACAUGGAGCUAUGUCUGUGUGGGACACCGGUCUACAGAUCACAGUGGCCUGCACACUGGUAGGAGCCUGGAUUGGAGCCUUUCCUAUACCUCUGGACUGGGACAGGCCCUGGCAGGUAUGGCCUGUUUCCUGCAGUCUUGGCGCCACCAUUGGCUUCCUCACUGGGCUUGUUGCAGCUCCUGCCUGGAUCCACUCUCACCGCAAACAGCUCACAUACAAGUGCAAGUGAGAGGCCGACAUACGUGUGCGUGACCAUGAGGGCAUCCCUCAUAUUCCUGCUGUAAUCCUUUGUACUGAUUAUUUAUUGGGAACAUUGUCUCUGUUUGCUGCCUGUUGUUGCAGAUGAUUUUGCAAUAACACAAGACGAUAUGACGAGCAUCAUUAUUUUGUACCCAUGAAGGCUGCAUAUGUUCCUGAAGAUUUUUGACAUAAAUUGAAGUUUUUGAAUUAAAGAUGAGGAGUUUA
This is a messenger RNA of Eleginops maclovinus (Patagonian blennie), 1067 nucleotides long. RefSeq names its product phosphatidylinositol glycan anchor biosynthesis, class F (gene pigf). Gene Ontology annotation, cellular component: endoplasmic reticulum membrane. Gene Ontology annotation, biological process: GPI anchor biosynthetic process. The coding region runs from base 172 to 831 and encodes 219 amino acids. NCBI's taxonomy places the organism in Eukaryota, Metazoa, Chordata, Actinopteri, Perciformes, Eleginopidae. The record is from RefSeq and is a predicted model, not a curated record. The transcript has 5 exons.